AUGUCAAGAAGUUCUCAUCAUCUUAAUCCACCUUCAUAUGAUGGUAAGCCUGAUCCAGUGGCGUUUGAAGAUUGGAUUAAUCGCAUUGACCAGCUGUUUGAAACCUUGCAAUGCCCUGAGAAAUGGAGGGUAGACUUUGCUGUAUUUUAUCUCACGGGCCAAGCAAGUUUAUGGUGGAAGAUUGUUAAGGAAAAGAAAAAUGAACCUGGGUUUGGAUGGAGCAAACUUCAGGAUUUGAUGCGAGAUAAAUUUUAUCCUCCUUCACUUAGGAAGCAGAAAGAAGAUGAAUUCCUUCACUUACAGCAAGUAUUGCUUCGAGAAUCUCAGAAUAGUAACUUUAAAAGGAGGAAUGAUGGGAGAAAUGAUAAUCAAGGAGGGGCAAAAAGGUCUAAUCAAGGGAGCCAAAAUUUCAGGAGAAAUAGUGGUCAACUGAUUAUAGGGGUCAAGGUUAUCAUGGAGGAGUGUGCCAAGUGUGGAAGAAGGAAUCAUUCAGAGAGUGAAUGUCGUGUUGGCUCAAAUGCUUGCUAUAGAUGUGGGAGUCGUGAUCAUUAUGUCAGGGAUUGUCCUAAGCCACCGGGAGCAAAUAAUAGCAUUGGAGGAACGUCUUCAGCUGGUACUAAUCGCAACCGAAACAACAACACCGCUGGAGCAUAUCGUAACCCACCCCGACAAGCACCGACAGGAAGAAUCUAUGUCAUGAGGCAAGAUGAGGCUGAGAAUGAUGACACUAUUAUUAACGGUACCUUCUCUAUCCAUUCUUUGCCUGUCCAUGUUUUAUUUGAUUCUGGAGCUUCACAUUCUUUCAUUUCCCCAUUGUUUGCCAAAAACCUGAACUUGCAACCAUCAUGUGACUUUUCCUCUCUAAGUGUUGCCCUACCUACUGGAGAAACUGUGAGAUGUAGAGUCAUGUAUAGAAAUUGUCCAAUUGUGUUGGGGAAAGUUGAGUUUCUAGUUGACCUUGUAGAAUUUGAGUUAUCUGAUUUGAUGUGA
This is a messenger RNA of Beta vulgaris subsp. vulgaris (sugar beet), 990 nucleotides long. RefSeq lists its product as uncharacterized. The record is from RefSeq and is a predicted model, not a curated record. Gene Ontology annotation, molecular function: zinc ion binding; aspartic-type endopeptidase activity; nucleic acid binding. Gene Ontology annotation, biological process: proteolysis. Lineage: Eukaryota; Viridiplantae; Streptophyta; Magnoliopsida; Caryophyllales; Amaranthaceae. The transcript is spliced from 3 exons. The coding region runs from base 1 to 990 and encodes 329 amino acids.